AGACCAGCUUGUGGGUCCCGGUCCUGACGCUUCCGCCCGGUCUUGGGGCACGCCGGGGCGGGCCUUGAGAAACACGCCCGCGAGCCCGAAGCGCAGGAGCUCGGCUUCCCUGGGCUCUGUGGCUGACAGUGUGACCUUGGGUCUCGGCCAUGUACUCCUCUGGAGAAAGGAGGCAGGAAGCAGCAGGGCCCAGGGGCAGAAGGGCUCACAGACCCCGGGAACAGCAGGACAUGGUCAUCAUGGAGAUCAGGGCCAUCUCUGGGCUUUUUCAGGACCGAGAUGUUCAGCUAUCCAAGGCUCUGUCCUAUGCCCUGCGACAUGGGGCCUUGAAGCUGGGACUUCCUAUGGGGGCCGAUGGCUUCGUGCCUGUGGAUGCCCUCCUGCAGCUGCCCCAGUUCCGCAGCUUCUCAGCUGAAGAUGUGCAGCGCGUGGUGGACACCAAUGGGAAGCAGCGGUUUGCCCUGCAGCCGGGGGAUCCCAGUACAGGCCCUCUCAUCCGGGCCAAUCAGGGACACUCUCUGCAGGUACCUGAGUUGGAGCUGAUUCCCCUGGAGACGCCGCAGGCCCUGCCCCUGAUGCUAGUCCAUGGUACAUUUUGGAAGCACUGGCCAUCCAUCCUGCUAAGGGGCCUGUCCUGCCGGGGAAGGAUGCACAUCCACCUGGCCCCAGGACUGCCUGGGGACCCUGGUGUCAUAAGUGGCAUACGACCAAACUGUGAAAUAGCUGUGUUCAUCAAUGGACCCCUGGCCCUGGCAGAUGGAAUACCCUUCUUCUGCUCUGCCAAUGGGGUGAUCCUGACUCCAGGGAAUGCUGAUGGCUUCCUGCUUCCCAAGUACUUCAAAGAGGCCCUGCAGCUCUGCCCCACCCGAAAGCCCCUCUCCUUGGCUGGUGAUAAAGAGACAGAGGGUCAGAGUGGCCCCAAGCACAGCCCCAGAGGAAAGAGGAUGAUCCAACAAUAAAAUAUUAAUUUAUAAAAAAGAAAUUUUAAAAAGUAACAAGAAAGAAACUCGUUUGAAACCAUGAUUCAUCAUC
Microcebus murinus (gray mouse lemur) is the source of this 1032-nucleotide messenger RNA. Lineage: Eukaryota; Metazoa; Chordata; Mammalia; Primates; Cheirogaleidae. The record is from RefSeq and is a predicted model, not a curated record.